Molecule: messenger RNA, 2202 nt
Organism: Lodderomyces pseudojiufengensis
Lineage: Eukaryota; Fungi; Ascomycota; Pichiomycetes; Serinales; Debaryomycetaceae
Gene: NUP82
Product: linker nucleoporin
Exons: 1
Coding region: 1-2202 (733 amino acids)
Biological process (GO): mRNA export from nucleus; ribosomal large subunit export from nucleus; protein import into nucleus
Cellular component (GO): nuclear pore
Molecular function (GO): structural constituent of nuclear pore; protein binding
Source: RefSeq, a predicted model, not a curated record
AUGUCAGAUGUGCUAAUCUCACUGAUAUCAAUACAAUCGAUUUUUCAACAUCGUUCAUCAAUUGAAUCAUCCCACUUUUUCAGUCCAAAUUUAUUUGUACCAACUUCACAAAUAGUUGAACCAAAUAAAUUAAUAUUGAGAAACGACUCAGAAAUAUUCUUUGCCAUUGAUAAUUUGGUAAGAUGUUGUAUAAUAAAUCCGAUUACUACAAAUUAUAAAUUACUAAAAACUUUACAACCUAAUUUUGAAAUUCUAAGCUUGGAAUUAAAUGAACUGGGUAAUUAUUUAGCUUUAAUUGGUGAAUCAAAAGUUGAGAUUAUUGUUUUACCUCCAAGAUUAAAUACAAAACAAAAAUCAAUACAUGUCGAAAACACAAGGAAUUAUAAAAUUGUGUUGCAAAAGGGUAAAAUUAAGAAAAUGAUUUGGCAACCCAUUAUAGCUAGUGAUUCUAUGUUGGUAAUAUUAACUGAUCAGAAUGAAAUUUUUGGUUAUGAUCUUAAGAAGUCAACCACUAUACCAACGAUUAAAAUUCAAGCUAAAGAAAAUUUAAAUUCAAUUACAUUUGGAUCAAGGAGUAAAAUUAGUGAAGGGUUGAAAUUAUAUGCUGCAACUGAUGAGACAAUUUUAAGAUAUGAUUUUUUUACUGAAACUACGACGAUUGCCGUCUCGGAAAAUGCAUUGGAUGUUGCUAUAGAGGAUUCCAAAUUAAUCAUUGAAUUGAUUGAGGAAGAAUUUGAAGACCAACCAAAUUCAUCAUUACUUCGACAAGCACAAGAUCAAUUAUCUUAUUAUAAACUCCUACAAUUGAAUGAAUUGCUGAAAAAUUUUAGAGAAGUAAGAUCUGUAUAUUCCCAAAAUCCCAUCGAAUUAUUUACUAUAAGAAUGAAGAACUUAGUACCCAAGCAUGAACCAGAAAUCGUUGCCAGUAUUGGUGCUGAUGAUAUAAUUUCAUUUGGAGAUAAUGAACAAAUUUCUUUAAUUGCAACUAUACAAAAUAAUACUAUUUCUUACUUCACAAAAGUUUUGGAUACAAAUUUCAUCAAAAUUAAGAAAGUACCUGAUCAUUACCAGAAACCGAAAAGAGGAUUUGGAUUUGUUGAAGUACAAGAUGAUAUAAAUGUGGAAUUUGACUUUUAUAAAAAAAAUUUAUCCGACUUAGAUUUUAUUCAAUCGGAAAUAUUACCAGUUGAAGGAUCAGGAUACUUGAAAGCUGUAAAUCAUCGAGAUGAUAAAUUUGUAGCUGUGAUUGAUUCAAAUUUAUUAACUAUAAAUUGUGAGUGGGUAAAUGAUUUAGUUGUCGACUUAAUUAAUAACAACAAGGACUGUUUGUCCACCAUAAAUCCAAUCUACGACUUGAUAUCGAAAGGUAAAGACUUACAAGGAUUUGCAUUUAUUUCUCAAUUUGAUAAAGAAGUUGCAAUAGUCGUCAGAGACAGCUUAGAAAUAGUCGACAUAAAUAAGGACGAAGAGGUGCAUCAUGAAUCAACAAACAAAGGUGAGUUAUUAAUUGAAGAUAAACCACACGCACCAUCAUUAAAUUUGACAGAGGGACAACCAUUUGCUGAAAUUGAAACUAAUUUGAAAAAUUUGAAAAACUCAAUUCUUAAAAGACCUCAAGGAGAUUUGUCUCCAUCAGUUGAAAAUUUGGCAAAAAUCAAUGAAAUUUCGAUUAAAACCAAUAAAGUUAUUACAAAUUGUUCAGUUUAUGCAAUAAAAUUGCAAUCGAGAAUGAUUUUACAAUUAAGGUCACUUACUUUACAAGCCGAAACUUUAAAAAGUUUGUCUACCGCAGAAAAACCAUACAAUGAAAAAACCAGUAAGAGGAUUUCCGAUAUAAAGCUAAAACAAGAUAAGUUACAAGUUAAAUUAAAAAACAUUCAAAAUAAGAUAAAUGAUGAAUUUUUUAAGAUAAAAGAUAUUCCAUUCUCAAAUGAUGAAAAGAAAUAUUUUGAUGAAAUUAAUAAAUGUAAUACAUUAAGUUUUGAACUUGUCAAAAAAUUAGAUGAUUAUAGGAGUCAACUUGAUGAAUUAAAAAAGGAGAAACAUGAAAAAAAGAAAAAAGAAGCUGCUGACAUUGAAGGUGAAGAAGCCUCCACAUUGAAUGAUUUACGAACUUAUCAAAAAGUUAAAAAAUUAAAAAAUUGGUUAAAUCAUCAAGAUUCUGAAAUUCAUGAAUUGAUGGAUAAGGUCAAAAUCUAUUGA